Vitis riparia (riverbank grape) is the source of this 1988-nucleotide messenger RNA. Its product is annotated as histone acetyltransferase GCN5-like. Gene Ontology annotation, biological process: chromatin remodeling; positive regulation of transcription by RNA polymerase II. The record is from RefSeq and is a predicted model, not a curated record. Gene Ontology annotation, cellular component: histone acetyltransferase complex. Gene Ontology annotation, molecular function: protein binding; histone H3 acetyltransferase activity. The transcript is spliced from 13 exons. The coding region runs from base 104 to 1729 and encodes 541 amino acids. NCBI's taxonomy places the organism in Eukaryota, Viridiplantae, Streptophyta, Magnoliopsida, Vitales, Vitaceae.
UAGGAAGUGGGCACCGUUCCAAUCUAGGACGUCACUGCUUCAAUCUUCAUCAACCUUAAAACCCUAAACUCUGCAAAACCCUAACUCGUUCUGAAUCAACACAAUGGACACUCACUCUACCCACCCAACAGCCCCAGUACGCUCUCGCAGCUCUCAAUCCCCUUCACACUCUGCCUCCGCCUCCGCUUCCGCCUCCGCCACUUCCUCAAUCCACAAGCGCAAGCUCACCUCUGACGACCACGCGCCACCGUUUUCCGCCGACAUUACCUCCAAUGACGAUCUCGAUAGCAUCAGCGCCCGCGCCGGGGGCCCCGGCUCCGAUUCCGACGAUGACUCCGAGGAGGACGCUGUCGUCGACGACGAAGAGGACGACUUUGAUAACGAGUCUAUGCGGACAUUUACCACUGCGCGGCUGGACAACAGUGCGACGGCUUCAGCGGCAGUCCGUAAUACCAAGAUCAAGCCGGAGAAUUCGACGGUGAAAGUGGAAUCGUCGGAAAUUGGGAAGGACGGAGGUUCUUCGGCUGCGGCGCCGGUUGGAACUAGUUCUGUGCCGGCUAUUGUGGUGAAGGAGGACGCCACGAAGAUAUUCACAGAAAAUAUGCAGACUAGUGGGACUUAUUGCGCCAGAGAAGAGAGUUUGAAAAGGGAGGAGGAAGCAGGAAGGCUCAAAUUUGUGUGCCUUGGAAAUGAUGGUGUUGAUCAGCACAUGAUUUGGUUGAUAGGAUUGAAGAAUGUAUUUGCCAGACAACUGCCAAAUAUGCCCAAGGAAUACAUCGUUCGUCUUGUUAUGGACCGAAGCCACAAGUCUGUAAUGGUUAUCAGACGUAACCAGGUUGUUGGUGGCAUUACAUACCGCCCAUAUGUCAGCCAAAAAUUUGGAGAGAUAGCCUUUUGUGCUAUCACAGCUGAUGAACAAGUAAAAGGCUAUGGCACCAGAUUGAUGAAUCAUUUAAAACAGUAUGCACGUGAUAUUGAUGGGUUGACUCAUUUUCUGACGUAUGCUGAUAACAAUGCUGUUGGUUAUUUUAUCAAACAGGGUUUUACAAAAGAAAUUUCCUUGGAGAAAGAUAGAUGGCAAGGGUACAUCAAAGAUUAUGAUGGAGGAAUCCUUAUGGAAUGCAAAAUUGAUCCAAAGCUUCCAUACACUGAUCUGUCAACUAUGAUUCGUCGUCAGAGGCAGGCAAUUGAUGAAAAGAUAAGGCAACUCUCGAACUGUCAUAUUGUCUACACAGGAAUUGAUUUUCAGAAGAAUGAAGUUGGCAUUCCAAGAAGGAUCAUCAAAGUUGAGGAGAUUCCUGGCUUGAAGGAGGCUGGGUGGACUCCUGAUCAGUAUGGCCAUUCUCGAUUUAGAACAACAAGUGCCUCUGCGGAUAGAGCAUCAAAUAGAAAAUCCCUAACUGCAUUCAUGCGCUCACUUUUAAAGUUAAUGCAUGAUCAUCCUGAUGCUUGGCCGUUCAAGGAACCAGUUGAUGCACGUGAUGUGCCUGAUUAUUAUGACAUCAUCAAAGAUCCUAUGGAUUUGAAGACAAUGUCUAAGAGGGUGGAGUCAGAGCAAUACUAUAUCACAUUGGAGAUGUUUCUUACCGAUGUCAGGACAAUGUUCAAAAAUGCCCGCACCUACAACUCUCCUGAUACAAUUUAUUAUAAAUGCGCCACCAGGCUGGAAUCCUUUUUCUCAGGAAAAGUUCAAGCAGGCCUCCAAUCUAGUAGCAAAAUUCAGCAGUAAUUAAGUCGAGACUUUCAAGCAAACAGAUCUGCAGUAGUUUCAGAUCCAAAUCUGUAGAUGAUGAGUUAUUGCAGUUGUAACAGUAUUAAUCUAACCCUAAUUUUGAAUAUGGACAUGUGUUGUUGUCAUGCUUUAUGACCAAAUGUGACUGCACCCAAAAGGGUACAAAUAAUGGUCAUGUAAAUUUUUACUUUACAACUUUAGUUUAUGUAACUUUUUGUUUAUAUUGAAUGUUAUCUUCAUUUACAUCUUUGGAAUA